Corythoichthys intestinalis (scribbled pipefish) is the source of this 20060-nucleotide messenger RNA. RefSeq names its product phosphodiesterase 4D, cAMP-specific (gene pde4d). The coding region runs from base 10835 to 13015 and encodes 726 amino acids. Gene Ontology annotation, cellular component: cytosol; nucleus; perinuclear region of cytoplasm. The record is from RefSeq and is a predicted model, not a curated record. Gene Ontology annotation, molecular function: 3',5'-cyclic-AMP phosphodiesterase activity. Lineage: Eukaryota; Metazoa; Chordata; Actinopteri; Syngnathiformes; Syngnathidae. Gene Ontology annotation, biological process: signal transduction. The transcript has 16 exons.
UAAUUAAAAAAUAUGUAAGGUGGUGUAUAUAAUCAUCUUCUAGACAAUUCAGAAAUGUGAAAACCAUGGCUGACUCCUCGCCUGAAGUGCGGUGUGCGUCUUAUCGCUCACUGGCGUGUUGUGGUUGGCUGCUAAUCUGUUUAUCUAAUCAGAUUCGGAGGUUACCGUUCUGUCUCAUUAACUUGCGGGAUAUUGAUCCUACCGCAUUGGCUUUUGCGGCGUCCCAUGGCUACGCUCCCAGAUGGAGAGGAAUGCACCAUUUGUUAUUUUUCUUUUUCAUAGCUCAUCAAUCGAUCCCGGCUCGUCUUGAGGUUGUUGCUUGUUUGAGCUUGCAGUAAAAAAUAGCUUUUGAAGGAGACAUGGAUUCCUGGAGAUACAGUUUAAAGUGUGUGGAGACACUGCUGAAAGUGAAAGUGUGUAAACAAACUAUCAAUGAUCAAAUGCAUCUCUGAUCUCAGCGGAAACUCCACAUUUUUCACGUAUUCAUAUUUUGGUAUCAUAAUUGCAUGUAAUCCUGGAAGACAUCAUUUCCCAUUCCAUUCCAGCUACUAAUUUAAUUGUAAUACUUGUAUAACUUACUGUCUCCCUCUGAUUGAAAAUUAGUAUUGGAAUUUAAUACAGUAAAAUAGUAUGUAAGGGAUGCAUGGCGAUAUGACACGGGACAAUUCGAUUACGAUUCAUAAAGGUUCAAAUACGAUGAUUUUCCCUCAUUACUAUAUGACAGCCGCUCGUAGCGGAACGAAAUUUAAGACAUGUCUGCCGCCCGGACACCUGCACAACGUUAUGAUGGAUGCUGCCGGUUACUGAGCAAGGGAUUUACUCCUUUUCAAAAGACUGGAAAAUAAAUUUGUGAGCGUUUUUAGAGCGAGAGUGGAAGCGAGCUAGUUUAUUCCUCCUUGCCUUUCAGAUGUCCAGCAGUAGUUUCAUGUCAUGUCAAUUGAAAAAUGUCCUGAGUGUGUUGCACACUGAGUGUGUAAGACCCGUGUGCAUCUAUAAGAGUGGCUGUUCAUCUCAAGCUCGGGUCCUCUACUAGAGGCCUGAGAGCUUGAGGGUCCUGCACAGUAUCUUUGCUGUUCCAAGGACUGGGCUCUUCUGGACGUAGAUGUCUGAUGUUUCACCAGGUAGCUGCUGGAGCCACUUCUCCAGUGUGGGGAAGACGGCCCCGAGUGCUCGUAUGACCACAGGUUCUAGUGUUGCUUUCACCUUCCAGACUUUUUCCAGCUCUUCCUUGAGCCCUUGCAGUAAUAAAACCUCUCCUUAAAAAAACCUAAUCUGGAUGCCUCAAAAUCAUUAGUAAUUACAGGCCAAUAUCAAAUCUGACAUUCCUGGGGAAAAUUAUCGAAAGGGUUGUGUUCGAACAGAUCCAGACUUUCAUGAUGCAAAACAAUCUUUUUGACUCAUUUCAGUCUGGAUUUCGGUCACAACACAGCACCGAGACCGUGCUUAUCAAAGUCCUAAAUGAUAUUCGUCGGAAUACCGAUGCAGGCAAAUCAUCUUUUCUGUUACUAUUGGAUCUCAGUGCCGCAUUCGACACGGUUGAUCACAACAUACUACUCAGCAGAUUGGAACAGUGGGUAGGGCUCACUGACACUAUACUUCAGUGGUUCACGUCCUAUUUACAUGAUAGGGAUUUCUUUGAGUCGGAAACCAUCAGUCAGAACGAACCAAAUUCACGUGUGGAGUCCCUCAAGGGUCAAUUUUUGGACCACUCUUAUUUAACAUCUACAUGCUUCCCUUAGCUUAGAUAAUGGAACAGUAUGACAUCUCCUAUCACGCCUGUGCAGAUGACACACAACUGUACAUUUCUGUGUCCCCACAUGAUUAUAGUCCCUUAGUCUCCCUGAGUAAAUGCAUUCAUCAAAUCAGUGAAUGGAUGUGCCAGAAUUUUCUCCAGUUAAAUGUGGAGAAGACAGAGGUGAUCAUUUUUGGGCCAAAAAAGGAAAGGUCAAAGAUAAGCAGGCAACUUAGCUCAAUGUCACUUACAGCUACAAAUCAAGUCAGAAACCUUGGCGUAAUUAUUGACUCAGACCUAAAAUUUGAUAGCCAUCUAAAGUCCGUCACCAAAUCUGCUUAUUACCACCUAAAAAAUAUAACCAGAACUAGGCCUGCAAGCAGGACUGAACGGGCCCUCGCAAUCUAGCGCAACUCGGACGUCACGCAACUCAGACAGUGUGCAGGUCAGGGUGGUGGCAGAUCCUCCUCUCUAAUCCUCUCAUUAGAACCUAACAUGCUCGAAAGUCGCCUCUUUACAUUCACACACCUAAGAGAUAAAAACCCCUUUUGGAGAGAGUACUACAAAAAAGGAGCCACUACUGAGCUGUGCAGCCAAGCCCUUAUUCAAAACCAAAAUGAAUCUUCUAACUGGGCCAAUUCGACCAUGUGUGCCAAAUUCUGUGGCUCUAUAAGCUGCCUGAGUCUCUGAAAGAAAAUAUUUCCAUUUAAUGGCGAACAAAGGGUCGUCACGGCAACAGACAGAGACAUGUGGACAUGGGCCAUAAAAUAAGUAUUUCAAAAGGUCUUGAAACUACAAUGACCAACCUGAAAAGAAUUGGACAUAUAUUAGAAAAAUGAGUGACUUUCUAUUGCCACUAGUUGGCGCUGUAGGGUUGAUGCAAAUGACCCCUACAGGACCCUUCAGAGUAUGACUCAACAAGCAUGAGAUGUUUGGCGCAGAUAUGUUGUAGAUCUUCCAAGUUAUGACUGUUCAAAAUUUGUGGUUAGACGAAAUGGCUUCAGUCAUGUUCACUUCUCCUGUUGGACCCUUCUGCUUCAACCAAACCUCAGUAUUUUUCAUCAGGCACCUGAACACAUGUCUUAUGGCACCCCUGAUGCAGGUUUCAGGUGAAUAUAUUUUUUUCCUUGGAGGAGGAGCCUGUUUAGUAAAAAAAGGCAUGUCCUGUUCCCACUAAGGGGGCGCUAGGCCUAAUGGGUAAUGUAUCAAUGCACUCGUGUUAAGGGUGGGAUCCCGCACAUACAUGCCAGAUAUGAAAAAGAUUGAGGAGGUAAGGAGCUUUUAGUCUUUUACUGAAUUUGUCAUUUUGCCAAAAAAAUGGCCGACUGUGGCACCACGCCCAGGUCAUACCCAUGAAUAAAAAUUCACCAUUUUGAAAAUUUUAGAUCUCCUAUGUCUCCUGAAUAGUCUCACCAAUUUUGAAGAUGAUCCAACUAACUCCCUCUGUGACAAGGUCUCAAAUGUGCACCUUGUUAAUUGAUAAAAAUUUCACAUUCGAUCCAAAAUACCCGAUUUCCUGUUGGGUUUGGAAUAUGGGUGCCAAUGCUUUUUUGGAGCAGUUUUGGACAAGGUAUAGAUUCCCCAAAUUUCAUUGCUCUACGCUGACAGACCCUAAUGUUAUAGGCGAAUUUUAACAUUUCAAGGGGGCGCCACUGAGCCAUUUUGAUAGAUUUUUUUGCAACAAUGCAAAAUUAUCGAAAUUUACAAUUUUCCGCACGUAUGUGGAAAUUUUGGUGACUUUUCGUGCAUGUUCAGGCCUCCAAAUUGGCCGUUUUCAUAUGCCCUGAAAAAAAAAAAAAAUAAUAAUAAUAACUAGGCCUGCAAGCAGGACUGAACGGGCCCUCGCAAUCUAGCGCAACUCGGACGUCACGCAACUCGGACUGUGUGCAGGUCAGGGUGGUGGCAGAUCCUCCUCUCUAAUCAUCUCAUUAGAACCUAACAAGCUCGAAAGUCGCCUCUUUACAUUCACACACCUAACAGAUAAAAAAAAUCUAUUGGAGAGAGUACUACAAAAAAAGAGGUACUACUGAGCUGUGCAGCCAAGCCCUUAUUCAAAAUCAAAAUUAAUAUUCUAACUGGGCCAAUUCGACCAAGUGUGUCAAAUAUUGUGGCUCUAUAAGCUGCCUGAGUCUCUGAAAAAAAAUAUUUCCUUUAAAUGACGAAUACAGGGUCGUCACGGCAACAGACAGAGACACGUGGACAUGGGCCGUGAAUAAGUAUUUUAAUAGGUCUUGAAACUACAAUGACCAACCUGAAAAGAACUGGACAUGUAUUGGAAAAACGAGUGACUUUCUAUUGCCACUAGUUGGCGCUGUAGGGUUGAUGCAAAUGACCCCUACAAGGCCCUUCAGGGUAUGACUCUCAACAAGCACGGGAAGUUUGGCGCAGAUAUGUUGUAUAUCUGCCGAGUUAUGACUGUUCAAAGUUUUUGGAGAGAAAAAUUGUUGACAGUCAUUUUCACUUUCCUGUUUGGACCCCUCCGCUUCAACGAAACUUCAAUAUUUUUCAUCAGGCACCUGAAGACAGGUCUUAAGGCUUCCCUUAUGCAGCUUUGAGGUAGAUUGAUUUUUUCCCUUUAGAGGAGGAGUGUGUCCCGUAAAAAAAGGGCAUUUCCUGUUCCCACUAGGAGGCGCCAAGCACAAAUGGUAAAUUUUCAAUCCAGUCCUGCUCAGGCUGGUAUACCUCACACACAUGCCAGAUUUAAAAUAGAUUGAACGUUGUAUGAGGGAGUUAUCAGUCAUUUUCCGAAUUCGGUGUUUUGGCGAAAAAAUGGCCGACUUUGACACCCCGCCCAGGUCAGGCCCGUGAAUGAAAACACACCAUUUUGAUAACUUAAGAUUUCAUAUGCCUCAUGAACAGUCUCGCCAAUUUUGAGAAUGAUCAAACUAAUUCCCUAGGUGCCAAGGUGUAAAAUGUGCACACUGUAAAUCGAUAAAAAAUUCACAUUCAAUCCAAAAUACCCGAUUUCCUGUUGGGUUUGGAAUACGCAUGCAAGAGACUUUUUGGAGCAGUUUUGUACAAGGUAUUGACUCUCCGAAUUUCAUCCCUCUACGUUGAAAAAACCUAAAUGGAGAGGCCUUUUUGAAAAUUUCAAGGGGGCGCCACUGAGCCAUUUUGCUACAUGUUUUCGUAACGUUGCAAGAUUAUUGAACGUUAUGCAAAGCCACAUGUAUGUUCAAAUUUUUGUGAGUUUUCGUGCAUGUUCAAGCCUCCAAAUGUAAACUCCUACUGUGAACCGAUAAAAAUUUCACAUUCGAUCCAAAAUACCCGAUUUCCUGUUGGAUUUGGAAUACGGGCGCAAGAGACUUUUUGGAGCAGUUUUGCACAAGGUAUCGACUCCCCAAAUUUCAUCACUCUAUGUUAAAAAAACCUAAUUGGAAACGCCUUUUUGAAAAAUUCAAGGGGGCACCACUGAGGCAUUUUGUUACAUUUUUUCGUAACAUUGCAAGAUUAUCGAACGUUAUCCAAAGCCGCAUGUAUGUGCAAAUUUUUACAAGUUUUUGUGCAUAUUCAAGCCUCCAAAUGUAAACUCCUACUGUGAACCCAUGAAAAUUUCACAUUCGAUCCAAAAUACCCGAUUUCCUGUUGGAUUUGGAAUACGGGUGCAAGAGACUUUUUGGAGCAGUUUUGCAUAAGGUAUCUACUCCCCAAAUUUCCACGCUCUAUGUUGAAAAAACCCAAUAGGAAAGGCCUUUUUUAAAACUUCUUUCUGUCGCCACUAGUUGGCACUGUAGAGUUGAUGCAAAUGACCCCUACAAGAACCUUCAGGGUAUGACUCUCAACAAACACGGGAAGUUUGGCGCAGAUAUGUUGUAUAUCUGCCGAGUUAUGACUGUUCAAAGUUUUUGGCGAGACAAAUUGUUGACGUUCAUUUUCACUUUCCUGUUUGGACCCCUCCGCCUCAACGAAACCUCAAUAUUUUUCAUCAGGCACCUGAACACAGGUCUUAAGGCUCCCCUGAUGCAGGUUUGAGGUCAACAGAUUUUUUUCCCUUGGAGGAGGAACCUGUCUCGUAAAAAAAGGCAUUUCCUGUUCUCACUAGGGGGCGCUAGACCUAAUGGGUAAUAUUUCAAUGCACUCGUGUUAAGGGUGGGAUACCACACAUACAUGCCAAAUAUGAAAAAGAUUGAACGUUGUGUCAAGGAACUAUUAGUCAUUUACUGAAUUUGUCAUUUUGCCGAAAAAAUGGCCGACUUUGGCACCACGCCCAGGUCAGACCCGUGAAUGAAAACGCACCAUUUUUAAAACUUAAGAUUUCAUAUGUCUCCUGAACAGUCUCACCCAUUUUGAAGAUGAUCCAACUAACUCCCUCGGCGAAAAGGUCUCAAAUGUGCACCCUGUAAAUCGAUAAAAAUUUCAUACUUGAUCCAAAAUAACCGAUUGCCUGUUGGGUUUGGAAUAUGUGUGUAAAUGCUUUUUUGGAGCGGUUUUGGACAAGGUAUAGACCCCCCAAAUUUCAUUGCUCUACGCUGACAGACCCUAAUGUUAUAGGCCAAUUUUAAAAUUUCAAGGGGGCGCCACUGAGCCAUUUUGUUAUAUCUUUUUGCAACGUUGCAAAAUUAUCGAAAUUUACAAUUUUCCGGACGUAUGUGCAAAUUUUGGUGACUUUUCGUGCAUGUUCAGGCCUCCAAAUUGGCCGUUUUCAUUUGCCCUGAAAAAAAAAAAAAAAAUUAAAAAAAAAAAAAAAAAAAAAAAUCCUUUGCAAAACAAUAGGGCCUUCGCACGCUUAGUGCUCGGGCCCUAAUAAAAAAAAAAAAAAUCCUUUGCAAAACAAUAGGGCCUUCGCACGCUUAGUGCUCAGGCCCUAAUUAAGGGGCUUCUGACUCAACAAGAAAUAGAAAAACUUAUGCAUGCAUUCAUUUUAAGCAGAUUGGACUAUUGCAACGGUAUAUUUACGGGUCUUGAUAAAAAAUCAGUCAGGAAGCUGCAGCUAGUACAGAAUGCUGCAGCCAGAGUCCUCACAAAUACAAGGAAGCUGGACCACAUUACACCGGUUUUGAAAUCGCUACACUGGCUUCCAGUGAGUCAAAGGAUAGACUAUAAAAUACUACUGCUCGUCUACAAAACAUUUAAUGGCCUUGGACCAAAAUACAUGCUUGAUUUGUUAGAUACCUAUGAGACAUCUAGACCCCUAAGGUCGUCUGGAACUGGUCUUCUGCAUGUUCCAAGAACAAGAACCAAGCAGGGUGAGGCAGCAUUUAGUCAUUAUGCUCCUCACCUCUGGAACAAGUUACCUGAACAUCUGAAGUAUGCUCAAACUGUUAGCUCUUUUAAAUCAGGGCUUAAAACGCUUUUGUUUAGCACUGCAUAUCCAUAACUGUCUAUAUAUUUCAAUCUACUUGCUUUCUAUUCCUCUUGUGCUUAUCUCCAUUGCUGAUUUCAACUAUUAUUUGUAGUUUUUGUUUUAUUUAUUUAUUUUUAUUCUAUUUGUUAUUAAAUGCGAUUUUUAUGUAUAAUUUUAUUUCCGAUUUUGAUUGUCUUGGUUUUUACGUUGUAUUGAUUUAAAUGUGAUUUUUAUGAUCUUCAUGUGAUGUAAAGCACUUUGAAUUGCCUUGUGUUGAAUUGUGCUAUAUAAAUAAAUUUGCCUUGCCUUGCCUUGCCCUUGGUAUUUAUCUCUUUUUCCUGAUAUUGCCAUCAUUGGGAAUGGCUACAUCGAUCCCAACUGCUGCCGUCUGCUGCUUAUCCAUGAUCACGAUGCCCAGUUGGUUGGCCACGACCAUCGUAUUAGUUUGUAUUUGGAAGUCCCACAGGAUCUUAGCCUCCUCACUUUCCACUACCUUGGGAGGUAUUUGCCAUUGCGAUCUAGGAGUCUCCAGUCCAUACUCUGCACCAAUCUUUCUGUGCACUAUACCGGCUACUUGGUUAUGGUGUUCCAUGUAUUCUUUUCCUGCCAGUAUCAUACACCCUGCUAUUUUGUGUUGUACUGUUUCAGGGGCCUCUUUGCACAGCCUGCACCUGGGAUCCUGCCUGGUGUGGUAUAUCUGGGCCUCUAUUGCUCUGGUCCUGCCCCUGUGGUGCCAUAAUUAGUUUGCUGUCUUCAGUUCAGCCCUCUUUAACCAUUGGUAGGAUUUGUUCAUAUCUGCCACCAUAAUUAGUUUGCUGUCUUCAGUUCAGCCCUCUCUAACCAUUGGUAGGAUUUGUUCAUGUCUGCCACUUCAGCUAUCUGUCAGCGGUACAUCCCAUGCAGGGGUUUUUCCUCCCAUGAUGGUUCCUCCAACUCCUCCUUUUCCAGUCUCCAAUGCCUGAGACAUUAACUAAGUGCUUCAUCAUUUGGGGCCAUCUUUGGGAUGUAUUUGUGGACCUUGGAUGUUUCCUUUUGGAUCGUGGUCCUGAUGUUCAUUAACCCUCAGCUUCCCUCCUUGCGCUUAUUGUAUAGCCUCUGGACACUGGAUAUGGGGUGGAACCCUCCGUGCAUGGUGAACAGAUUCCGUGUUUUCACAAUUUGUGGUAUGAACUUCCUUCUUUGGCCAGCUUAUUAUCCCAGCAGGGUAUCUGAUCGCUGGUAGGGCAUAGCUGUUAAUUACUCGGAUCUUGUUCUUGCCGUUGAGCAGACUUCUCAGGACCUACUGUACCUUACCCGUGCAGAUACAGAUACCAUUGCGGCUUUCCUUGUAGCCUCUUUUUUGUUGCCAUUUGCCUGUGGUAUUCCAAGGUACAUGUAGCUCACCUCAACAUCUACUAUCCUGCCCUCUUGGAGUGCAACACCCUCUGUCUGGACUACCUUCCUCUCUUUGUCACCAUCCGGCCACCAUUUCCCCAGUCCAAAUGACAUUCCAAUGUCCCAGCUGUAAAUCCUGGUGGUUUGGAUCAGUGAGUCAAUUGCCACGUUUACAUGGAGCCAAAUAUUCCAAUUACAAUCGGAAUAUUUGUUCAAACCGAAUAAAUGUGUUCCAUAUAAACACCUCAUUCGGAAUGAACAGGCCCAAACCGAAUGGAAUUUCAUUCCGAUUCAAAGGGGUGGAAUAUUCCUUUUCCCAAACCGAUUAGAAGUAAAAUUAUAUCAUGUAAACUGGGAAGCGGAAUGGUGUCUGGUUGCGUUCUUUCUGCGCAUGCUCCGUAUUGACGUGGUGACGUCACUUGGUGACGUAAGUAACGUCACUUGCAACAUGGCUUCCAAGCACACGCACAGCGCACCCACACAACUUUUUAAAUGAACGGCGUAUCAUUCUGAAGUUUUGUUUCCACUCGAAAAGUUAAAACAGCAGCUGAUCUGACGAUCGAUCUCCAUGUUUUGCAACGUGACACUUUGUUUUGAUUAAUCUGCGCAUGUCAGACGGCAGUUGUCAAACGUCCUUUCGGAAUAAAGGCAGUCACAUGUAAACGCUGGAUCGGAAUAGAUGAAGUGACAUGUAAACAGCUGAUGUGAAAUUUCCAUUCGGAAUGAUUUGAAUCGGUAUGAAUAAAAGUCAGCAUAUAAACGUGGCUAUGUAAACGCUGGAUCGGAAUAGAUGAAGUGACAUGUAAACAGCUGAUGUGAAAUUUCCAUUCGGAAUGAUUUGAAUCGGUAUGAAUAAAAGUCAGCAUGUAAACGUGGCUAAUGUCUCCCUCGGUCUUAGCAUACAGCUUGAUAUAUAUAUUCAUAUAAAAAUAGUGUAUGUAAUGAGGCUGACCUAGCUGUUUCCAACAAAUCUGUUACUAUGUAGAAUGUUCAAAUUAUUAACUUUUUUAAUUUUUUAAAAUUUUUUAUUUUAUUAAACGUGUUGUACGUAUCAAGUUCAAAAUGGGAGACUAUUUGAAGGGGGAAAAACAGUCACGUUAUUCAAUUUGAAAUUUAAAUUCAUGGAAGUGUAUUCAAUUGAAUAGAGCUUGAAAAGAAUUUGCCAAGUAUUGUAUUCUGGUUUUAUUAGCGCUGGGAAUUGAGGUUUGCGCCAAUACAUACUUUGUAUCUGCGUGAAAUUAGAACAGAUGCAAGUUUUUGUGUGAUUCCAUGCUGAGUUUGAAUUUUGAAUGAUGCCCUUUGAGCACUAAACACUUUUUUGUUCAAUCUAAUAAUGAAUAAUACAUAUUUGGUUUUACAAUUUUUAAACUAAGGGUCAAAAGUGUUGAUGUAGGAAGUGAGGAAUGUGUGUUCCUGCUAUAAUAUUUCUGGCAUAGUUAACAUCCUUUUUAAAAAAUCCCCUUUCAUCCCGUUGUGGCAUAUUACUGUCUCACACACACACAAACACAUGGCAUGCAGUAGAAGACUUGCAUGCUGUGCUUGCAUGGUUAUAAUGACGUCAUUGGACAAACAAAGGCGUACUCUGCAAAGAAAAGAAAGGUGCAGCAGCAGAUGGAUUGAAGAGGGCGGAAUCACUUGUGUCAACACGUAUGCGUAUAUAACAUACCGGGUUUCUUUUUAAGCAUGCGCGAACGCGUGUAAGCCCAUGUGCAGACACGUUGCUCAGGAAUGGAGCGCAGCCACGUAUGGUAAGAGGAUCAAUAGGUUUUAGCUGAGGGGAAAACGAAGGCACACAUCUUACACAGGGUCAGGACAUCCCACACAGGGAGGGGGAGGCAGAGAUGGUUCAUUGUUGUUGUUUUUUUCUCCUCCCUCUUUCUCUCCCUGCCCAUUUCCUUACUUUCCUCUGCGGGAUGUUGAGAAAGUAAACGAGAAAGAGCUAGCUGACAGAUUUGCAACAUGCUCGAUCACGCUAACGCCACUCCUCCUUCUCAUCAUCCCGCUGCUGCCGCGCUGCCCCCCAUCAGCUGUUCUCCGGAGGAAUGACUCCCUGAAGCCGGCUCACCAUGUGGAUGCGGGGCAGGCAUUUCCAGACCUUUGCUGGAAGAAUACCGAGGAAAAAAGGAGCAACGGUGGUGUCGGCCCAGAGGGCUUGGCGUGGGUGGACGCACUGCUGGGAGUCCAUACGCUGCAGUUUUUACACUGGGAUUUAAUUUGCCUUUUUAUAUAGUAGUUUUAUCAUUUUCAUGGAUUUAAUGGUGCUACUUUAUUUUUAAGUGUCCCCCCCCCAUUUACAAUCCAAGACUUCCAUUCAUACCUUUCUGCCAGACUGAACUGGUAUACUGCAGCAAGCAUGGGACACCACAGAUGAUACCGGUGCUUGCUCUUUGCCUGUGGAUAGAGUGCUUGAAUUCAAGCUUGAAAAGAGCUGAGUCAAACUCAGCAUGAAGCCUGGACUGUGUCCAGGUGUCUCCAGUGAUAGGACCAUGAAGCAUCUUAGCCACUUUCCCUUUAGAAGACACUCCUGGAUAUGUUUCGACGUGGACAAUGGAACAUCAUCAGGUCGCAGCCCGCUGGAUCCAAUGGCCAGCCCAGGAUCGGGCCUCAUCCUGCAGGCCAACUUUGUCCACAGCCAGCGGAGGGAGUCAUUCCUGUACCGCUCGGACAGCGACUACGACCUCUCGCCCAAGUCUAUGUCCCGAAACUCCUCCAUCGCCAGCGACAUCCAUGGUGACGACAUGAUUGUAACACCAUUUGCACAGGUGCUUGCAAGCCUAAGAACUGUACGGAAUAACUUUGGUGCAUUAACCAACCUGCAGCAAGACAGAGCGUCUAAUAAGAGAUCACCCAUGUGCAACCCACCGCCAAUCACCAAGACCACCUUUACAGAGGAGGCCUAUCAGAAACUGGCCACUGAGACUCUGGAGGAGCUGGACUGGUGCCUGGACCAGCUGGAGACCCUGCAAACCAGACACUCAGUCAGCGAGAUGGCCUCCAAUAAGUUCAAGAGGAUGUUGAACAGGGAGCUGACUCACCUCUCAGAGAUGAGUCGCUCUGGGAAUCAGGUGUCUGAGUUCAUCUCCAGCACCUUCCUAGACAAGCAGCAUGAGGUGGAGAUGCCAUCUCCUCAGUCUCAGAAGGAUAAGGAGAAGAAGAACAAGCCCAUGUCUCAGAUCAGUGGUGUAAAGAAGCUUCAGCACUCGUCCAGCCUCACCAACUCCAACAUCCCCCGUUUUGGCGUCAAGACAGAGACGGAAGAUGAGCUAGGCAAGGAGCUGGAACAUGUGAACAAAUGGGGCCUUAACGUGUUUAAGAUUUCGGAAUUCUCUGGAAAUCGGCCACUGACAGUCAUGAUGUAUACAAUAUUCCAGGAGCGAGACUUAUUAAAAACAUUUAAAAUUCCACUGGACACCUUUAUCACCUACCUGAUGACCUUAGAAGACCAUUAUCAUGGCGACGUGGCCUACCAUAACAACAUCCACGCUGCUGAUGUCACCCAGUCUACCCACGUGCUGCUAUCCACGCCAGCGCUUGAGGCAGUAUUCACAGACCUGGAGAUCCUGGCCGCCAUCUUCGCCAGCGCCAUACACGAUGUGGACCACCCGGGAGUGUCGAAUCAGUUCCUCAUCAACACCAACUCUGAGUUGGCGCUGAUGUACAACGAUGCAUCAGUGUUGGAGAACCACCACCUGGCAGUGGGCUUCAAGCUUUUACAGGAGGAAAACUGCGACAUCUUCCAGAACCUCACCAAAAAACAACGACAAUCACUGCGCAAAAUGGUCAUCGACAUUGUGUUGGCUACGGACAUGUCUAAGCACAUGAAUUUACUGGCUGACCUAAAAACUAUGGUGGAAACCAAAAAGGUGACCAGCUCAGGAGUCUUGCUGCUGGACAACUACUCAGACCGGAUACAGGUCCUGCAGAACAUGGUGCACUGUGCCGACCUGAGCAACCCCACCAAGCCUCUGCAACUGUACAGGCAGUGGACCGACCGUAUCAUGGAAGAAUUCUUCAGCCAAGGCGAUCGCGAGAGGGAGCGGGGCAUGGAAAUCAGCCCUAUGUGCGACAAACACAACGCCUCCGUGGAAAAGAGCCAGGUGGGUUUCAUUGACUACAUCGUGCACCCUCUGUGGGAGACGUGGGCCGACCUGGUGCAUCCGGACGCUCAGGACAUUUUGGACAUGCUGGAGGAUAACCGGGAAUGGUACCAAAGCACCAUCCCCCAGAGCCCCUCGCCCACCCUGGAUGAGCCCGAGGACGGCGGGCGUCACCCGGGUGGGGACAAGUUCCAGUUCGAGUUGACACUGGAGGAGGACGGGGAGUCGGACACAGAGAAGGACAGCGGCAGCCAGCCGGAAGAGGAGGAGGAGGAAGAUGAGGACGAGGAAGAAAACAGCUGUACGGACUCCAAAACACUCUGCACGCAGGACUCGGAAUGCACUGAAAUACCUUUGGAUGAGCAGGUGGCUGAGGAAGCAGAAGUAGCAGAGGAGGAGGAGGAGGAGGACACCCCCUGCUCACCAACGUGUGUUGUAGAGGAAGAAGAAGAGGUGAUAGAGGAGAAGGAAGAGCAAGAGGAGGAGGAGGAGGAGGAGGAGAAAGAAGUGAAAACCCCUGACACAUAACAGUUUAGGGUGUGGGGAACUGUUCUUCUUAGUAAUGAUUAUUUAUAGAAUUUUUUAUUUGGAGGUCAGCGGGGUUGUGGGUCUUUUUUAUUACUUGCCCUGUCCAGACACCCCUCUCAAAGCUCUUCUCGACUGUAUCACACAGGCAAAAACAUGUGGCUCAAAAACCAGGCGUGUACACUAGGCCAUUCGAACCAUGCUUGAGUCCAUUUGGCAUCUUAAAUCCAAAGUGUUUUCUGCUGAUGUGUGCGCAAUUUUAGUGCACUUCAAAACAGAGGUGUGCAGCUCUCACGUACGUUAAGCUGUCGCUCCACUCGCCAGGUGAUAACCAUCACUUUGCAAAACAAAAGUAAAAGUAAUUAGGAAAAAAACAUAUAAACAUACACAUAUUUGUGGUAAAAUAAUUAAUGUGAUCACUCCUCUGGCCAGUUGUUCCUAGUAUUUUUCAUCUUACACAUUAGAAAUAAACAAAAUGACAAGAAACAAUCAGUGUACACAUACAUGUGCAAUUUCAUAUGAUUAACACAGAUGGUCCACUUGACAGUUCCUCACAUUAACUAGCAACUUAAUAGAAAUUAACAUAAGACAUGUCAUGCAGAAAGAAAAACUUAACAACUUUAUUUCCAAUCCAUAGACAAAAAAAAAAAAUAAAAACCCUACUGAGCUAAAAGGGAGUGUCAAUUCCAGCACGGUUUCGAAUGGCCUUUGAGUUCAAAAGCCCAACAAUGGAGAACAGAACAGGCACAGCAAGCACACGGCCUCCUUUGAGCCUGAACAUGACAACCAAACGUCUGCUUCAAAUGUGCCCAAACAACAACACUCGCUCACUAUUUAUUUUUAUUUUACUCAGGAAAACUUUGUAUUCCUGUUCAAACUGAGGUGCCGUGUUUUCCCUUUCUGUUCUUCUCCUGCGUCUGAGAGGGUGUGUGUACGUGCGAUGGCCUUUAGAAACACAUUUCGGAUGUGGAAGUCUUCCUUGCAAAGCGGAGCGAUGCUGUCUUUUUGUCUUGUCGGCUUCAGAUAUUUUCUACUGAGCGAGUGUGAAUCUUGAGGUCUUGUUUUUUUGGGUGUUGUGUGGGUGGGACUCUUCUGAGGCAUUUGCACUUGCUCCGAUAGCAUUUAUACUCCUUACUAUAAUCCCACUCAGCUAACGUGCUAGGUUUUUUUUAAACAUUUUAUUUUGACCAUGGAGGAAGUGAACUUGGGGGAAAAAAAUAACUUGGAAAAAAAAAUAAGUUGGCGUGGGAUAAAGCCUUUAACUUUAUUGUUGCCUACAGUUCUUUUUGAACACAUCCUGAGACAAUGCAAUGCUUUGUAGUCCAUACAACAACAAAAAAGCACUUUUUCCCAUUUUAAUGAAUUAGAAUUCAACAUGACUAGUAACCAUUUUUAGCUUUUAGUAGAUUGAAUUAUUGUUUGUUUAGUCUUUUAUUGGUAUAUCUCUUCCCAUUUGUUUUCUCGUUUAUUCCACUGCAUUCAAUCCAGUGGCGUCUUCGUUUCUGGACAAGACAAUCAGUUGUGUCUGCUGCACUGACACCUUCACUUAUCACCUAUUUUAUCUCUUCAUUUUAUUAUAUUAUUCUUGUCUUCUUCACAUUUAAAAAAAAACUCAUUAUUUCUUUUUCCAUAUCAUUUUUCAUUUCAUUACAUAUUCAAUUUAUUGCUUUUAAUUUUUUUAAAUAUUUAUUUUUCUCUCAAUUUAUUUCAUUCAUUUGAUUAAAAAUAUAUUUAUAUUACAUACAUAUAAACAGUAAAGAAAAUAAACACCUUCCUAUUUUGCAAGUUCUCCCACUUAGAAAUCAUGAAGGGGUCUGAAAUUUUCAUCGGAGGUGCAUGUCCACUGUGAGAGAGAUGAUCUAAAAUGAAAAAUCCAGAAAUCACAAUGUAUAUUUUUUUAACGAUUUAUUUGUGUGAUACCGCUGCAAAUAAGUAUUUGAAUGCCUAAGAAAACAAAUGUUUUUGGUACAGUAGCCUUUGUUUGCAAUUACAGAGGUCAAACGUUUCCUAUAGUUUUUCACCAGGUUUGCACACAUUGGCCAGAUCUUGGCCCACCCAUCAGUCAGGUUAUUGGGCUGUUGCUGAAAAACAUGGAGUUUGAGCUCCCACCUAAGGUUUUCUUUUGGGGACUGGCUAAACCAUGCUAAAGCCUUGUUACACUUCUUACGGAGACACUCCUUGGUUUUCCUGGCUGUGUGCUUCAGGUCAUUGUCAUGUUGGAAGACCCAGGCACAACCAAUCUUCAAUGCUGUGACUGAAGGAAGAAGGUUGUUCACCAAAAUCUCACAAUACAGGGCCCCAGUCAUCCUCUCUAAUACAGUGCACUUGUCCUGCCUCAUGCGCAGAAAAACACCCCAAAGCAUGAUGCUAUCCCCCUGUGCUUCACAGUAGGCAUGUUGUUCUUGAGAUAGUAUUAAUCAUUUUUCCUCCAAACGUGGUUGGUGGAAUUAUAACCAUAAAGUUCCAUUUUACUCUCAUCUGACCACAAAACUUGGUCCCAUCACUCUUCUGCGUCAUCCAAAUGGUCAUAGGCAAACUGAAGAUGAGCCUUGAUAUGUGCUGGUUUAAACAGGGGAACCUUCCGUGCCUGCAUGAUUUCAAAUCAUGACGUCUAGUGCAUUACCAACAGUAACCUUGGAAACAGUGGUCCAAGCCUUUUUCAGGUCAUUGAACAACUACUGUCGUGCAGUUCUUGGCUGAUUCCUCACCUUUCUUAGGAUCAUUGAGACCCCACGAGGUGAUAUCUUAAAUGGGGCUCCACUCCGAUUGAGAUUGACAGUCAUGUUUAGCUUCUUCCAUUUUCUAAUGAUUGCUCCAACACUGGACCGUUUUUUCACUAAGGUGCUUGGCAAUUGCUCCGUAGCCCUUUCAUGCCUUGUGGAGAUGAACAAUUUUGUCUCUGGCGUCUUUGGACAGCUCUUUGGUCUUGACCAUGUUACACGUUUGAAUCUUAGAGAUUGUAUGGGGUGGACUGGUGAGUUUAUGGUGCAAUCGACCUCAGAUAAGUGCAUCAGAUUCAGGAUAACACAUGGAGUGGAGGUGGACUUUUAAUAGGCGGACUAACAGGUCUUUCAGGGUCACAAUUCUAGCUGGUAGACACGUGUUCAAAUACUUAUUUGCAACUGUAACACAAAUAAAUUGUUUAAAAAAUCAUGCAUUGUGAUUUCUGUUUUUGUCUUCUUAGAUUAUCUCUCACUCAGUGGACAUGCACCUACGAUGAAAAUUUCAGACUCCUCCAUGAUUUCUAAGUGGGAGAACUUGCAAAAUAGCAGGGUUUUCAAGUACUUUUUUUCUUCGCUGUAUUUAUAUAUAUAUAUAUAUAUAUAUAUAUAUAUAUAUAUUUUUUUUUUUUUUUUUUUUUUUUUUUUUUUAAUAUAUAUACUUUUAUAAAACAUUUGAUUUUCAUCCAAAUUGCUAACAUGUCUCACGUACUCAGUGUUUUAUUUAUUUACCAUUUUGUCCUAAUUUACACACAUUUAUGACUAGGUAUUAUAUAUUUUUUGUCUAUUUAAAUCAUAUUAAGGUGGUACAGUAAAUGGGUCACUGGAGCAUGGACAGACUUGCCAGUUCAAAAAUCCAAAUUUUACCCCCCCCCCCCCCCCCCUUCUUUGUGUACAUAAUAUAAACAACAGUUACCAAAAAAGGAAAAACACACUUGAAAACUGCACACUGAUUUCCUUUCAGUUUUCCCUCACUCUUUAUUUUUAUUUUAGUGCCAAAUUCUUUUCUCCCCCUCCCUUUUAUUGUCACGCUCACUUGACGCCCUUACAUGGAAUACGAUUUGUUUUUUGUUUUUAAUCGCUGUUUACAAACAUGAUAUUUAUUGUUGUGUAUAUACGAUAUAGUAGUUAAUAUUAUUAAUGUUAUUACUAUCAUAACGCCGUUUGUUGUAAAUGGUCGACUCUUAAUCAUCCCUUUUGGUGAUGGUGUGGCUGUAAUCAUGUACCUCUUGUUGAGAGAAUGUGUUUGAGAGAAAACAAAAAUAAUACGGUUUUUAAAAAUGGUUGCUUGGGUAGGGGAGGUAACCGAGGCGGGUAUGAGCCAAAUUGUUUUAUAAAUAAGCAACUGUUCCUUGGCCCAUGGGCUGUGCCUUAAAUUCAACACUCACUGACGCCCAUUUUUCUUUCCUCUCCUUCUGCUGCUGCAUUAGUGAUUUACGGUGGCCUACAAGGAUGGAAAACAAAUGUUCAUGCCGUGGUGGGGUUGGAAUCCUUGCACACGUCACGGUUACAAUGUCUGGAUAAAAAAAAUAGGACCGUAGUGUCAUCUUUUCCUUUAGGCUUUUACCUUUAGGGAUCGCCACAGUGACAGCCUUGAAUUUAAAAGAAGCUUAUGCUAUUUUUUAUAAUCACUUUUUUUUUGAAGACACCAAAAUUUGCAGAGACUGAUCCGACACAUUAAACAUACCGGUACAUAUUUUUCUUUUAAAUGUCAGAAAUAAAUAAAUAAGUAAAUAAAAUAAAAAAUCAACAGCUUUGUCAGUUUAAGGAGAAAAAAACUUUUUUUUUUUUUUCAAAAUUCAUCUGUUUUUCAUGAAAAACAAAAUCAUAAGUUUUACCACAAAUCAUUUACUACACUUUAAAAGAAUAUAUACAGUACUGGUAAAGAGUAUUGGUACCCCUGCAAUUCUGUCAGAUAAUACUCAAUUUCUCCCAGAAAAUGAUUGCAAUUACAAAUGCUUUAGUAGUAAUAUCUUCAUUUAUUUUGCUUGCAAUGAAAAAACACAAAAGAGAAUGGGGGGGGGAAAUUAAAUCAUUUUCAUUUUACACAAAACUCCCAAAAAUGGGCCGGACAAAAGUAUUGGCACCCGUUGAAAAAUCGUGGGAUGCUUCUAUAAUUUGUGUAAUUAACAGCACCCUUUACUUACCUGUGGCAUAUAACAGGUGGUGGAAAUGACUAAAUCAAACUUGAAGCCAGUUAAAAUGGGUUAAAUUUGACUCAACCUCUGUCCUGUGUCCUUGUGUGUACCACAUUGAGCAUGGAGAAAAAAACAGAAGACCAAAGCACUGUCUGAGUACUUGAGAAGCAAAAUUGUGAGGAAGCAUGGGCAAUCUCAAGGCUACAAGUCCACCUCCAAAGACCUUAAUGUUCCUGUGUCUACCGUGUGCAGUGUCAUCAAUAAGUGUAAAGCCCAUUGCACUGUGGCUAACCUCCCAAGAUGUGUAUAAGAGUGUCAACCCGUACUAUCCGUCGGCGUCUGAACUAAAAGGGACUCUAUGGUAGGAUAUCCAGGAAGACCCCACUUUUGACCCAGAGACAUAAAAAAGCCAGGCUGAAGUUUGCCAAAACUUGCCUGAGAAGACCAAAAACGUUUUGGAAAAAUGUUCUCUGGUCAGAUGAGACAAAAGUAGAGCUUUCUGGGAAAAGGCAUCAACAUAGAGUUAAAACGGGGAAAAAAACAAGGCCUUCAAAGAAAAGAACACGGUCCCCACACUCAAACAUGGCAGAGGUUCCCUGAUGUUUUAGGGUUGCUUUGCUACCUCUGGCACUGGACUACUUGACCGUGUGCAUGACCUUAUGAAGUCUGAAGACUACCAACAAAUUUUGCAGCAUAAUGUAGGGCCCAGUGCGAGACAGCUGGGUCCCCCUCAGAGGUCAUGGGUCUUCCAGCAGGACAAUGACCAAAACACACUUCAAAAAGCACUUGAAAAUGGUUUGAGAGAAAGGACUGGAGACUUAUCAAGUGGCCAGCAAUGAGUCCAGACCUGAAUCCCAUAGAAUACAUGUUGAGAGAUAUGAAAAUGGCAGUUUGGAGAACGCACCCUUCAAAUCUCAGAGACCUGGCGCAGUUGGCCAAAGAAGAAUGGUCUAAAAUUCCAGCAGAGCAGUGCAAAAAAAAAAAUUUUUUUUAAAGACAUUGGGAGUGGUUUUUCAGUUAUUUUGUCUAUCGGUUGUGCUAUUUGGCUGAGGGUGGCAAUACUUUUGUACGGCCCAUUUUUGGAGUUUUGUGUAAAAUGAUAAUGAUUUAAUUUUGUUUUUUCAUUCUCUUUUGUGUUUUUUCAUUGCAAGCAAAUUAAAUGAAGACAUGUACUUAGUACCAAAGCAUUUGUAACUGCAAUAAUUUUCUGGGAGAAAUUGAGCAUUUUCUGACAGAAUUGCAGGGGUGCCAAUACUUUUGGCCAGCAGUGUAUUAGGAUUUUAAAUUGACAUCACUCAAAUUCAGGACAAUACAGAAUUUGAAAAAUGAUCAAAUUCAACCCAAUACAGAUCAUUUCUGUACAACCAAAAGCAGUAUUGACUUUUCUCAACAGAACAAACUUUGUCAAAACAAAAUGAAUGAAAUAAUAGCAGCUAAACGAUGAAAACCAUUUUCAUCAAUAAAAUAUUGGAUCUUUCACAACAUGAGCAUUUGUUUUGAUUUUUGAUAGACGUGGGCCACCAUAACGAUUGCCUCACCUCUGUAUAAAUUGCCUUUUUGUUUCACUUUUGAAGCUAAACUUUUCUUCAAGAAAAGCACACCGGCUCAGUGACGCACACACAUACACACGCAGACGCACAUGGGUGCAUGUUCAGCCGCUGCUGCAUUAAAUUUGGCUGAAUAACUGACAAUGUAUGUGCGUGAGUCGCUAAGGGACACCUUCCUCGCUUCCCUUCCUGGCAAUAGAACCUGACACUCCGGCCAACAGAGACUCUUCUUUUGACACAUAUACUGUAGACGCUCAACAGCCCUGGUCCAAUGGAAACAGUCUGUUCCUCUUUUUUUGUGUUUUAUUUUUUAAUAGUAUGAAAGGAAAACACAAACUGUAACUUAAAAAAAAGAUGGGUAAAAAGAAAAAAGGUCUUCAGGACAAUUAUUUUUGAGGGUAUGUCUUUAGAAUGCCAACUUGUCUGAACGUUUCACAGGACAAUUCCAAAUGUUAUUUUAUUGGAAUCCUUGUUGAUUGCAGUCUAUUGGAUAGCACUGUAGAGCAUAUGACUUUAUGUAUAAAAAAUAAAAAUAAAAAAAACACAUGAAAAAGAACUUUCAAAAAGUUUUUAUAUGCAAUGGAUUAAAUAAAAGCAUGGGUUGAUUCUGCCUACUCUGGGUAUUCUACUUUUUUUUCUUAAA